This is a messenger RNA of Balaenoptera musculus (blue whale), 2029 nucleotides long. Its product is annotated as histone H2B type 2-E-like. Gene Ontology annotation, cellular component: nucleosome. The record is from RefSeq and is a predicted model, not a curated record. Gene Ontology annotation, molecular function: protein heterodimerization activity; DNA binding; structural constituent of chromatin. The transcript has a single exon. Bases 138 to 518 code for a protein of 126 amino acids. NCBI's taxonomy places the organism in Eukaryota, Metazoa, Chordata, Mammalia, Artiodactyla, Balaenopteridae.
ACUCGCGAAUCGCAACGCGGCGUAAUCCGAACCUUAAUUUGCGUACAGCCUCUAUAAGUACCGAGUCGCUUCCGGUAGCCUCGGUGCGGCUGUUGUGUUUGCGUUCGUGGUGGUCUCUGCAGCUCGUGCUUGCCGUUAUGCCUGAACCGGCGAAAUCUGCCCCGGCGUCCAAAAAGGGCUCGAAGAAAGCUGUCACCAAAGCCCAGAAGAAGGACGGCAGGAAGCGCAAGCGCAGCCGCAAGGAGAGCUAUUCCAUUUACGUGUACAAAGUGCUGAAGCAAGUGCACCCGGAUACCGGCAUCUCGUCCAAGGCCAUGGGCAUCAUGAACUCGUUCGUCAACGACAUCUUCGAGCGCAUCGCAGGCGAAGCGUCGCGCCUGGCGCAUUACAACAAGCGCUCGACCAUCACGUCGCGGGAGAUCCAGACGGCCGUGCGCCUGCUGCUGCCCGGCGAGCUGGCCAAGCACGCCGUGUCCGAGGGCACCAAGGCGGUCACCAAGUACACCAGCUCCAAGUGAGUUCCUGCCGGGAUGCGGCGCUCGCACGAGGCGCUGAGCCGCUUGACUUUCCAAAGGCUCUUUUCAGAGCCACCCACUUUCUCAGUGGAAGAAGCUGUUAUCCAAUUUAUUUUCAUUUUCUGUUAUGGUUCUUUUCCGUAUCACUUACUCCUUUCGUAGUGUAAAUUUGCUCUCUUCCUUAGGAUAAAGGAAAAAACCCAAGGUAGGACCAGAUUGUGUCGAUCGGUUAAGAACUAGCUAGAGUAAUUGUUCAUUCUCAUGCAAGUAACUUGCCUUUUCCAGUGAAACGGUUAGCGAUGGGUGAUGAUCACUGUAAAUCUACUCAGGAGGAUGGGGUAAAAAGUUACGCAGUGGUUGCUCUGCAGCAAUUACAUUGGGUCAAUACUUUGUAAAUGCAUUUUUCUUGAGCUCAGGAAACUAAAUGUAAUGUUACUGUUUAAAAAAAAAAGCAAUACCUUGACCAGGCCCCAGCACGUAUAGAAAAUCUAUAAGUCGACUAAAAAAAACACAAUCUGCGUUAAGAAUCAAGUUUUAUUCGGCGACUUGCUGAGGACUAAGCCCAAGAGACAGCCUUUCAGAUAGCUCUGAGGGACUGUUCCAAGGCGGUAUGGGAGGAACCAGAAUAUAUACCACUUUUGCAAAAACAAACCAGGUAGUUGAACAUCAAAAGAAUUCUAAUUAAUGAAAAAAAACCCAAACUAUCUCAAGUUAAUAAAUUUAGCACUUCUCUAUGGGAAGGUGAAAGAGUGGGCUGAUUGAAAUCAUUCAUUCGAUAUGCACCUUAACCUCCUGUUUUUCUCCAUCCUGAAUCCCCUCAGGGUGUACAGUUGAGGUGGCUGCAGCGGCUGAUGGCUUGAUGGCCACAACAUCCUUUGAUUACUGAUAUGGCAGGUGACAUUUUUCAUCCACAUUUCAUCUAGACAAUUUUUAGUCUAGACACACGUCGUGUCUCACUUUGCUAUUCCUUUCGGUUAAUAUUUGAACAGAGGCCUGAAUGAAGAAGGAAAGUAAGCCAUAGGAUAUCUUGGAGAAGAGUAUUCUAAGAACAAAAAACAGCAAGUGCAAAGGCCCUGAGGCAGGCACAAGUUUGAGGAGUUCAAGGAAUAAGCAAGGCCACUGUGGCUAAAGCACAGUGGGCAAAGGAAAGAUCUGCAGGGAGAUGUGAUCAGAAAGGUAGUUGAGAGUCAUUAUGUAUGCCAUUGAGUGGCCUCUAGGGCAUUGCAAAGAUUUUGUCUUUAAUUCUAAGUAGGUUAGAGUGCCUUUGGAGAGUUUGAUCAGAGUAAUGACAUUAUUCGACUUAAGCUAAAGCUCACCCAGGAUGUUAUGUUGAAAAAUAGACUAUAGGUGAGCAAGAGUAGAGGCAGGGAGAAUAUCAAAAGGGCUACAGUAAUAGCUCAGGAGAGAGAUGGGUGGUAGCCGUGGAGAUGAUGAAAAGUAGUCAAGACAUAGUUCAAAUGAAACUGAUGAACUGUAUAUAGGUUAUGACAGAAAGAGAGGAAUCAAGGAUUUUU